CCGGAGCCUUGAUGAUGACGCUGGUUGCGUUUCGGGCCGUCAACUACGUGGAUGAGCACAGCCGCUCUCUGGCCCUUCAGAACCGUGCGCUGACCAUCUCGUCCAAACGGCCCUCCGCUUCCCUGGCCGAGUCGUCCGGUGUCAAGACCUACUACCGACAGUGCGACGCCCUCAUCAAAACCACACAAGAGAAGCCUCUCGACGCCUGCACCCUCUUCAGCCUCGGCUCAGGUCGGCUAGCUGGCAAACAACGGCCGGCUACUGCAAUGGGUGUGGCCACCGUGUGUGUGCGGUCCUUCCUUCCAUUCUGAGCAGGCAAAACCACCACUACGGAUGGUUUCCUCUUUGGCGGUGGUGUUCUGGCGUGUGCGAAGGCCACCCAUGGCGAUGCCCAGAAGCCGGCCCCUCCUGCGAGCACCUGCAGCUUCGACGAGGCGGGCGAACCCCUGCUGACCAUCGACGAAGCUGGUACAGUAGGAUCAUCAUGGUGGCACGCGCGAAGGUGCAGGGGAUUGUAUGUGUGCGUGUAUGUGGUGUCCGUCUGCCUUUUGCAAUGGAUGUGGAAGUGCCGCUGUUGAGGUGGGAUGAUUCGCCUGCCAUGGCGGCAGAUGACCUCCGUGAAGGCAUCUAUGCCGCCAAGUGUGUGGACGACACCUAUCACGGCAGAAGCAGCGGCCCGUCGGGCAGCUCAGAGAUCGCACUCGCGCUCGAGGGGGUGGACAUGUCCAAAGAAUACACGAUCCAGGUGUGUUUGCAGUGGGUGGAAGUGCCGCACUCACACCGGUGGGUGCAUGGGCCGCGUCGUGUACCGCGUUGUGCCCUUCAGAGUCUGAAGGACGAGGCAUCGACGGCUGAUAAGACCAUCUAUGGCGACGAAAGCCUGCCUGAAGGUCAUCAAUCAAUCACCCACACGAGCACCAAGACGCCCCACACUUCUAGCACGAUUUUGCCGGUCCGUGCGUCAAUCAGGUGAGUAUGUGGAUGCGGGGUGGAUUGAGCUGCCCGAGCCCGUCUUCCCCUCCUUCACCACCCCCGACAUGCCGGCCGCCACCCACCAUGACCACGAUCAGCUCCUGGGCGGCCCUACACACAUGCUGCAGCUGGUGAGCGCGAUGUACCAGUCGGUGAGUCGGGACAUCGCAUUGGGCGAGGGGCCGGCGGAGUGUACGGUGGACGACCUGAAUCUCAAGGACCUGUGUGCCAAGGUGCGGAGGGGAGGGGGGCGCAUGUGCGUGGAUGAGAGAAGCAGAGCGUUGGUUGGUCUCCUUGUGGCUGUAUUGUGUGGUAUGCAGGCUGUGGGUGUGGGCAAGACGGUGGUUGACGUCCUGCUGCAUGAGCAGCUCCGAUGUGGGGCAUCGUCGUCAGAGGACGUGUCUCGCUCAGAUGACCUCAGCACUGCUGCAGAGGAAUGGGGCGCCCUCUUUGACGCAGAAGGUCAGCUGUCAUCAUCGCGUGUGAGGGAUGGAUGGAUGGAUAGAUAGAUGUCUCAUUCCUUCAUAUCAUCAGAUGACAUCUCUGCGUUUGAGAUGCCCUGUGAGGAGAAGGUGGCGGCCACAUCAUUCCUGUGCGAGACUGUCUUCACAGCCACUGAGGUGCGGUAUCCUCCUCCCCUCCCUGGUGCGCUUAUGCGUGGGUGUUCUCUCUUUUCUGUGUGUCCAGGAGCUGAAUGAGCUAUGGGCGCCGCGCGACAUCGGUAUCGCAGCCAUGGGUUUCGACGAUGGUGCGCCCCCACCACACUACACCACCCCCGAGCGUCAGAACCCUGUGCUGCUUGUGUGUGUACGCCAUGCAGUAUUUCGCCAGCAGAUGGCUGUCGCCAGCUGUGUCGGUCCAGAGGAGCGCAAGCACCGCGGGGAGAACGAAAAGGAGCUCAACUUCAUGUCGGCAUUCAGGUCAGCCAGCACGUAUGGCACCCGCACACACAAGCUUCAUUCCUGGUUUGGUGCAUUGCUGCAGGCCCCGCUUCCUCGAGUCCUUGACCGACUUGGCCAGUGUGGCAUUCCUCGUCUCAGGUACACACACAUGAGUACACAGCCACCAGCAACGAGCGAGCAGCCGGUAGAUAUGUAUUGUGUGGCCGCCCUCCCUCCCUCCUUCCCUCCCUCCUUCAUGUGUUCAGAGCGUCGUCGCUUGGAUUUCGACCUGCCGGUGCCCGACAGCCUCAAGCCGAUGCCCUCACGAUUCGCUGACCCCAUCGAACGCAUGAAAAAGGGCGAGAGGGGGUGAACAGCUAAACAAGAGAGAGGCACACACCCAAACACGGACACGUAUACUACAUUGGGGGUGCUUCCUUGGUGCAGUUCGUUGCGUGAGAAGGCGCUUCCCCUGUGGUCGUUUGCCGAUAUCAAGGACUACGUCUACACCUCACUGCUCAAGACACACUCGUCAAUACUCAAGGUGGGUGUGGGUGGGCCAGCCGACCCAGGCGUGCGUCUCUUCGUCUAUGGCUGUCUGGUUUGUGUGCCAUGCAGGUGCCAUCUCUCAGCCGCCCGUUGCAUCUCGAGUUUCUCCGCCUCACCGCGCCCCAAACACCCACUUCUGCGUAUGCAGCCAUACACACACAUGACACGUGCACUGACUGACAUGAGUCCACACAAGGUGUCCUUGCGUGUCAGUGCCGCUGCUGACCCUCCAGCUGACGUGUUGGACGAGGCUAUUCCCUCGGUGGAUGGUAAGACAAUGCCCAAACACUCACUGUAGCGAGCCGUCUACGCGUAUCUCCUGGCUGUCCAUUUGUGUGCUUCAGGAUGCGUGUGGGACGAGAGCAUCGAGGUCGCCCGACCGCCCUGCGCAUUCAGUGUCUUCCAGCCACAGGCGCCCAACCAGCCCUCUCGCAAGCGCAAGUCCGAGGAGCCCCCGCCGGACGUCACCGAGGCAUCCGCCGAGGCAGCCCCGCCGCCCAUCCAAUUGCUACCGGAGACUCACAUGCAGGUGCAGGCGCAGGAGAAUCCUUCCACCUCGACCCUUCCUCCAAACGAGUUGGCGACCGACGUGGCCCCUGUUCGCAUCCACAACGCCCCCUCACGUGCCGGCGGGCUGGAUGAGGUAUGACGUCGUCAGAAAGGCACACAAGAGCAAGGGAGGGAAGGGUAGCAUCUUUUGCUGCUGCUGCUGUGUCGUUGGUCUGUGUGUUUGCCGGGGUGACAGUUCAUGGAGUUGAGGGGUCGCAAGUCGGUGAGUGCGGUUCAGAGGCAGGACGGAGACGAGGAGUCGCCACACUCGGUGGCCGAGAGAAUCGCACGCGGUGAGCAAAUGGACAGACAGAACCACACAGACAGACCUACCGGACGGAGGGAAUCACGGCACCCUUUCUUUGUGACGUGUCUAUCUGUGCAGGUCUGCGUCGAGGUCAGGUUCACUGGUGUUCGGAUGGUGACGACUUUUGGGCGUUGGAGGGCCUCGUCGACUCGUCCAUCAAACAGCUGUGGCGACACACCAUGGAGGCCACACAAGGUGGCCGGGCCCAUCAUCGAUGCGCGAGACAUCACAUCAUUCACACCACACCCACCACAACAUGCGUCCGUCCACUGACAUCUGUUGUGUGCAGAGGAGUACCUCGGCCUCCCGCCGCCCGAUCUGUCGGGUGUUGACUCCCUCCUCAGCAAGUGCGAAAAGGCCAUACGCGAACUGCACGAGGUAAGGUACCUGGGCGGCUGGCAUCCAACCAGCGAGACACCCAUCUCAUGACGGUGUCUCCCUCCCACUCCCUGCCGGGAUGGAUUGCCUGCAGGUGUGUGUGGGCGACGGUGGAUCUGCGUCAGAGGAGACCAAGAAGCAGCUGGUGUUGUGCAGCGAGGUCUAUCGCACUCUCACGGCGCUGUGGACGCUCGUUGCCAUUCACGACAAACUCACGGACGCGGGCGUGUCAGAGGUCAGCCAGCCAGCCAGCCAGCAUAUACCUCUUCUGCAGAUGGAUUCGUGUUUGUCCAGGCUGUGGCGUUUGCGUCAGUGGUGUACUUGGACGGUGCCUAUCACGAGAUCCUCUCUGCCAACGUGUUGGUGAUGGACGCACUUCGCGCCCUCUUCAGCUACCGCGAGCUCUCCUUCCCACCCAAACCCGUCACAGAACCUGAACACCUCUCCGAACGCGUCAGUGUGCCCACCACACACACCAACGAAACGACAAAUGGGAUUCGGUGGUGGUGUUUUGUUGUCAGAAUGAUCGCGACAAUGCGCUGGUGUGCAGUGGGCUGCCCUAUGUGCCGUCGCCGACCGAGGCCUAUCUCGCCAAGACCGACUCGCCCAAACUGCAGGGGGUGGCGAAGCUCUGCGAGAAAUACCCACGGGUGCUCGUCGUAUUCUCCUCUGAAAAGGUCGCCACACGUGGAUUAUUGGCAGCAUAGCAUGUCUGUCUCUGUCUGUGUGUGUGGUGGGUGCCACUGGGUGGUGUGCCGUUGCGUGCAGGUGAUGGAUGUGGUGGUGUCUGUGAUGAAGCGUCGGUUCGACAGCAAGAUGGACGUGAUGCGGCCCACACUCCCCACACCCAGGAGAAUCGCAAUGCUCACGACCUCAUCCAAAAUCGCCAUCCACGAGGCGUGUUUCUUCAAGACUCUCCCGGCGGCCUCGGGGAGCCGUGCAGCACUGGAACCUGCCUUCGAGAUACCACCCUCCUUCGUAAGCCACCCAACUCACCCAAUGCGACAGAGAGAGAGAGACAAGAACGUCUUUGUUUGUGUGUGUGUGUGCUGGCAGGUCGUGGUGAGCUACCAGUCGCUCAACAUCAUCUCACAUGGUCGACCAGAGAGCACUCACUCGACGCACAUGAUAUGCCGUCACUCACCCUCAUAGACGGGUUUGCCGAUGGAUGAAUGUAGGGGACCUUCUGACGGACGCCAUUCACAUCUUCCUGUCGGUGCCACCGCCCACAGAGACACAACAACAGCAUGAUGAGCCCAAACAGACGGCGGACGGCAAGGCCGCACAGCCGCCGUAAGCGACCAGACUACACAAACACAAAAUUUAAAGGGGGCCUGCCUUGUCACCCGGUCCGUGUCGUCAGGCGUACGACCAUCUUUGCCAGCAUGCAGCUCAUCCAGUGGCAAGGUCAGUCAGUCCACACACGCAGAGCCUCGUGCACGUAAGGAGUGCGUUAACGAAGGAAUGCCUCUGUGUGUGUGUGUGUGUAGACUUCCUGCUGCGGUUGCGUGUGAAGCAUGCGAUAGAGUGUGAGGAGAGGGAGCAGCUCGCCUUCGCCGAGGCGGACCUCGUGCUCGGUAGGCCCACCCAGACACACACAUAACACCUCCAUCCAUCCAUCCACCCGCUGCUCAUCCAUCCAUCAGAUCACGAGACGUGUGUGUUGUUUGUGGACAUCGAGCGGUCGACCGACGAGAGCAUACAGUCGGCACUCAGACAACUCGUCGACCUGCAGCUGUCCUUCCAACAGGUAUGUGGGGGACUUAGUGAGGGAGUGAGUGGGUUGGCCAGCGAGACACAAGGGACACACCCUCCCUCCCUCUGCCCCAUGUCUUGUGUGCCUGUGUGUGCAUGUCAUGGAUGCAGGUGGUGGUGGUCUUGUUCGGUAAUUGGGAGCUGGCCAAAUCCAGCCACCAGGACCACUUCCUCGCAACCAUCUCACGACUACCACGGUCGGUGACCAUCUCAUACACACACACACUGUCUCUGUCUGGUGUUGCGGACAUAAAUGUGUUCAUCUCUGCAGGCCGUGCGCGAUUCGAUUUGCGAAGACACUGGACCAGGCGGCCGACUGUGUCAGCUGGUAACCAAAGAAAUGAUCCGAUGUGGCCACCCGCCCAACAACCAAAACAUGGAGAUGUCUGCAAAUGGGUGGGUGGCUGCAGUGAGCUUCGUCGCGUGGAGAGUAUCUGGUCUAAGCGUGGGGAGGGGGACAUCUGGCGGCAGCUGCGCACAUUUACACAGCGCAAAGAGACCAACCUCGAAAACGCCAUGGCCAUCUUACCAGGUACUUACACCGGCUGCGAGCCAACAAAGCUUCCCCUCAAACACCAAACCAACUCUUUGUGGUGUGGUGUGGUGUGCUGUAAUGUGGUCUGCUGUGGUGUGGUGUGUAUCAUCAGGCCACAAUUGUUUCAACGCGUUGUUGGCACUGAACGCCAUGUCUGCCGAGCGCAUGCCGCUGGGGGAGAUCAUGUCCUACGACCGUGACAGCCUCGCACGGCUCUUCCCGUGGCUCGAUGAAUUCGCUGUCGACGCAUGCCUCGUACAGACAUCACAUCAUCAUAGCCCACGCCCCCACAUACUCUCCCUAAGGCCUCUGUUCUCUGGUGGUGUGCUGCAGGCGACUUUCACGAAGAGCAUGGGUCUGGAGGUGGUGCCCUCGACAGCUAUCCAGGACGACCUGCCAGCAGCAGCUGCAGCUGCAGCAACGGCAGUGGCAACAGACGACAUUGAGAUCGAGGGUGUGGGAGGGUUUGCCGAGGGCCUCCCCAUGCACGGUCGCCCCCUGACGUCGAUGCCGCACGAGUACAUGCCCGGACCUGUACCUGGCCAGCCUCACCCCGCCAACCACCCCCACGCCCCUGCUGCAUCCGAGUCUGAGCCCUACAACGAGGCCUCCUACCUUUUCCCACCUCGACAGAUGCCUCCCACACACACGCGAGAGCCCCCCACAUCUGAACCAAUGGGUGGGCGGCCGAUGAUACAAUCUCGCCCACUUGCUGUGAGUGUCUCGUUCGUUCAGCGUUUUCCGGUCUGCUUGGGACGUCGGUCGACUUCCCAUCCCCCAGGCCGAUACCCCCGAUGCAGCACGACGAGUACAGCCAACCAGCCGAACAGCGUGGCAACCCCUUCCACGCCACCAACCCAUUCGACGGCGAAUUGCCGCCCGGCUGGUAUGAGAUCCCGGAGGAGCCUGGGACCUACGUGAACUGGCCAGUUUCGUCUGCUCUCGUCGACCACUGGCCCCACAAGCAGCAGCAGCAGCGCAGCAGGGCUGCAAGUGUGGCCAGCCUGGGGGGGCCUGGCGCGUCCAGCAUGACGAUUGUUGACAAGCAGCAGCGGCAGGCGCCGUUCUGGGAGGCGCCGGGGCGGUCCUUCAUGUCAUCCAUGCAGCCCGCUCGCCCUCAGCUGGAUGCACACAUGCCCUCCCUUUACCCGUCGGACUCAUCGCAGUACUACCCCAAUCACAAUCUUCCCCCGCAGCCCCCGGCCACCGACCCUCUGCCACACACCUCACCCGCACACGCAAACCCACACAUCAACCCACGGUGGGUGGAUGGACCAGAGAUAAAUGCACCUCUCUCUCUCUCUGUCAACACACGUCUCUCUCUCUCUCUCUCUAUGUGUGUGUGUGUGUGUGUGUGUGUGCGUGUGGUCGUCAGGUUCCAGCAGGCUGACGUGUACAGCCCCCCUUCCAGGCGUGUGAGGCCAUCGUACCACUACCAGCCGUACCAGUCAUACCAGUACCAGCAGCAGCGGCAGCAGCAGCCCCCUCACUCAUCGCGCGAGUACAGUGUGAUGCAUAACAUGGCUGCUGACGGCAGUGAGGACGGGCACGUGUGCGACAAGAUGCAGCGGUAUGCAUCGACAGUGGUGGGGGGCGGCGGGGGACGGCACACAUACGACACACAGCCACCCCAAUACGGCAGCGGUGAGACAGACAUGUCGAUUGGCGUGGGUGACCCCUUCAGACGAUUGCCCUUUUGUGUUGUCCUUGUUUCCUUGUUUUGUGUGUGUUUCAGGUGGGGGGGACUUCGUGUACGGUGGCCAAUUUGCUGAGUAUGAGAAUCCCGUCGACCACUGGCCCCACCACCACCCCCACCAUCAGCAGCAGCAGCAGUACCAGCAGCAGUACCAGCAGCGGCAUGCCCACGAAGGUGCGGAGAAACCCACUGCAACCAAUCAUAAGUGCCUCGCUGCUGAUGAUGUAUGUGUCCUCUGUGUCCUUGGCAGCCCGCACGCCGUUCAAGCGAGGCCGCACACCAGCCCGCAACAUCCGCAUCAUGCAAGUCGACGGUAGACCAACCCCCCCCACCCCCACCCCCCAACACCAAAGGACCCAUGGCGCUGCACCUUCAGCCCUUGUCUGUCCGUCCAUUCACACACAGGUAUGGAUGCAUAUUUGCGUGAGCACAAGCCCGCCAUGAGCAGCCACGGCCGCAUGUCCACGUCUGAUGCACACCCCCAGCCAUCCCCCGGCCGCCCAGCUGACGUUGACUUCAGCGACUUCUCCUACCAGGGCAACUCGACCAAACCGGCCAGCAAGACGCCAGCCACGGCCGGGCGGCCACGGGCGUUCGUGCGCUUCUCCAAGACACCCGGAAAGUGAGAGAAGACGUGCAGGUCCCCGUAUGCUCGAUUCAUUGAUGGUGUGUGUGUGUGUGUGUGUGGUUAGGCGGCAGACGAAGUUGUACUUGCAGCCGGUGCGGUGAACCCUCUCGCAUCACUCAUGGCGUUUCAGGGCGUGGCGUGGCGUGGUGUGCUUCGAUGAGGAACCCGAUGUCCGUGUCCUUUCAUGUCAGUGCACAUCCAGGUGCACCCAUCAUGACCAUCUGUGACCGACUCGCAAGUCAUCGACCGACGAAACGAUGAGUGAGUGAGUGGAAUACGUGUGUCUGUGUGUAUGUGUGUGCCUGUCUCUUGGUAUUGCGCGUGUCCUUGCCCACUCGUCACUCUAGUACCACAUGCCACAGACAUCAGAAAAAGAACCACGCACAUAGACACUGGGGGACGGCAAGAGCGAAGUGCAGUCAGUCAGUCAGUCGGCCGGCCGGCGCACACGCACAAUACAACGGCACACCAGGCAUGUGACCACGGCCGGCAGUGAGUCGAUGCCUCGCCUCUCUG
Molecule: messenger RNA, 8766 nt
Organism: Vitrella brassicaformis
Lineage: Eukaryota; Vitrellaceae
Source: the annotation of a GenBank genome assembly